AUGAGUAACCUCAAAGACGAAACAGCGGCUAAAGAUGUCGCGGUUUUAGAGACAAAGUCGUCGAUUGUCCCUGCAGAUUUUGGUGAGCCAUCGCCACUGAAAAAAAUUAUAUCGAUGGCUUCAAUCGCUGCCGGUGUACAGUUUGGGUGGGCCUUACAGCUCUCUUUGCUGACUCCAUACGUUCAGCUACUUGGAAUCCCACAUAAAUGGUCGUCUCUCAUUUGGCUCUGUGGCCCCAUAUCUGGCAUGCUUGUCCAGCCAACCGUCGGUUACUACAGCGACAGAUGCACCUCCAGAUUCGGCCGUCGCCGUCCUUUUAUUGCAGUCGGUGCCAUCCUUGUCGCCGUCGCUGGUAUUCUGAUCGGAUACGCCGCUGAUCUUGGCCGCUUAGCUGGAGACAAUCUCGAAAAGACUCCAAAGGUACGAGCCAUAUGGUUCUUCGCUCUAGGUUUCUGGAUUCUCGACGUGGCCAACAACACCCUCCAAGGACCUUGCCGCGCUUUCCUUGCCGAUCUCUCUGCAGGUGACGCUAAGAAAACGCGGACCGCAAACGCGAUUUUCUCUUUCUUUAUGGCGGUUGGAAACAUUUUGGGAUACGCUGCUGGAUCCUACACUAACCUCCACAAGAUGUUUCCUUUCACGAUGACUGAAGCAUGUGACAUCUAUUGUGCGAACCUCAAGAGCUGUUUCUUCCUCUCCAUCAUUCUUCUCCUCUCUGUCACGGUCACAUCACUCUUUUACGUCAAAGACAAGCAAAGGUCUCCCGAGAAAGGAGCCUCCGACGUGGAAACUCCGUUCUUUGGCGAGAUCUUUGGAGCUUUCAGGGUGAUGGAACGUCCCAUGUGGAUGUUGAUUAUCGUCACCGCCUUAAACUGGAUCGCGUGGUUCCCUUUUCUUCUAUUCGAUACUGACUGGAUGGGUCGUGAAGUGUACGGUGGAGACUCUAGUGGAGACGACAAAAUGAAGGACCUAUACAACAAAGGAGUCCACGUUGGUUCAUUGGGUUUGAUGAUUAAUGCAAUUGUUCUUGGAGUUGUGUCCCUUUUUAUUGAAUGGCUUAGUCAGAAAAUGGGAGGAGCUAAACGGCUUUGGGGAGCUGUCAACUUUAUCCUUGCCGUGUGUUUGGGUUUGACGGUUUUGAUUACAAAGUUGGCGGAGGCUCACAGGAAAACCGCUGGUGCGUUUGCCGGUCCAACCGAUGCGAUUAGAGGUGGAGCAUUGACAAUCUUUGCUUUUCUUGGAAUCCCUCUAGCUGUUACUUUUAGUAUUCCGUUUGCACUAGCUUCCAUUAUCUCAAGCAACUCCGGUGUCGGCCAAGGACUUUCUCUUGGAGUACUAAAUUUGGCAAUCGUGAUACCACAAAUGGUGGUGUCACUUGGAGGUGGGCCUUUCGAUGCGUUGUUUGGAGGUGGAAACUUACCUGGAUUUGUGGUCGGAGCAAUUGCAGCGGCAAUACAUACCAGAUCCUGGUUUCGCUUAGGACGAAGCUCCGGUAAAUACAAUAUCGAGUUAGUAGUAACCAGGAGCGGAUUUAGCAGCAAUUUCAAGCUCAUAUAUUUGCGAGCCGGUUUCCAGUUUCCGGUGAACCAUUCGUUCUUGAAGAAAGGACCCAAAGCUGGGUAUUGGAGCUCCGAUUUUCAUGGCCACCUUUCUCGAGCAUCUCGCCGCCAAACAGGAAAAGAGAUAAGAAAAGGGAAAUUGGAAGUUUAG
Messenger RNA from Microthlaspi erraticum, 1710 nucleotides. The record is from the annotation of a GenBank genome assembly. NCBI's taxonomy places the organism in Eukaryota, Viridiplantae, Streptophyta, Magnoliopsida, Brassicales, Brassicaceae.